Messenger RNA from Eruca vesicaria subsp. sativa (arugula), 213 nucleotides. NCBI's taxonomy places the organism in Eukaryota, Viridiplantae, Streptophyta, Magnoliopsida, Brassicales, Brassicaceae. The record is from the annotation of a GenBank genome assembly.
AUGACGACUACAGGACUUGAAGGUCACGCGAUGGAGCAGUUCAAGGUUUGUGACCUUAUCUUCCAGUUUACUCCUAAGAUUGAAGAUACCUGCAUCUGCAAAAUCACUAUGAUCUGGGAGAAGCGCAACGAUGAAGUCCCCGAACCAAGCAGCUACAUGAAACUCAUCAAGACAAUGGCUGCUGAUAUGGAGGACCACGUUCUCAAAGCUUAA